UAUGAUUUGAGUAUAAGCCAGUUUCUAUCUCACUGUUUUAUAUCGGAUGAGUAAAAUUGGCUGUCAGUCAUUAAAAUUAACACAAUACUGUUCCAUUUAGCGUAUUUUUUAAACGUACUUGCUUGUAUGUAAUGACGACCAUCUUAAAUUAUUAUUAUUAAUUCCUUCCCACAAGCAUUGGCUUACAAAAUUAUUUAAUAUAUUGUUUAUGAUGGUGGUUCCAUCCAAAAAUAUCACGCAGAUUUGUGCUAGUAAUCUGGAUCAACUUGGAUGAAAGAUAAUUUAAUCAUUACAUACUUUUGCAACAGCGGCGAGUGUGUGAGAUAACGUGUUGGUGUUUGUGUAUGAGAAAGGCUGACAUCAGGCGUUAGCUGUCCAGCGAUGUCCCCAGCACAUCAAUCUAGUUAACGGAUGGAAGCAUACCAAUUACAAUUACAAUAUCACCCCCAACGGCGUGGAAUACAGCAUCAGCACGCCCAUCGGUACUUUGGCCCAUCUCAUGGAAGAGGAUCACACGCGGGCGGAAUCGUUAACUGGACCAGAUGAGGCGACUACGUCUACUGGGGGUGGGACCUCCCGAUUUUCAUGCUUUCGCGGCUGCAGUGACAUUAUCGCGUAUUUAGUAAGUCUGCGCAGUACGCCGGAAGAACUGCAGCAGCGGUACAACUCAAAAGAGAUUGACAAGUUUUUGGAGAAGGAAAAACACACAUUUCGCAGACAGGUGAAGCUGCUGCUUCUAGGCGCUGGGGAAUCUGGCAAGUCAACUUUCCUUAAACAAAUGCGAAUCAUCCAUGGUGUAAAUUUCGAUUAUGAACUGCUGCGCGAAUAUCAAAAUGUGAUAUACCAAAACGUUGUAAGAGGUAUGCAAGUAUUGUUGGACGCUCGGGAAAAACUGGAUAUAGCUUGGGGAACCGACGGCAGAGAACAGGAUGCUAACGAAGCAAAGUUAAUGGAAUGUAAGGUAUUAGAGUCGCCCAGGUUUAUUGAAUUAGCUCCACAAAUUCGACGCUUGUGGCAAGAUCGUGGAAUAAGAAGAGCUUUUGAAAGAAGACGCGAGUUUCAAAUCAGCGAUUCGGUUAGCUACUUUCUAGACGAAAUAGAGCGGCUGGCUAAACCGGAUUAUGUGCCAACACAUAAGGACAUUUUGCAUUGCCGUAAGGCAACCAAAGGGGUUUAUGAGUUUUGUGUUAAAGUACAGAACAUUCCUUUUGUGUUUGUUGAUGUGGGUGGUCAGCGAACGCAGCGUCAAAAAUGGACUAAAUGUUUUGAUAGCUCUGUAACAUCAAUUAUAUUCCUUGUAUCAAGUUCGGAGUUUGAUCAAGUUCUUGCGGAAGACAGAAAAACGAAUCGUCUAGAAGAAUCAAAGAAUAUAUUCGAUACGAUUGUCAACAACAGCACAUUCAAAGGAAUAUCAAUUAUCUUAUUUUUGAACAAGACCGACUUGCUUGAACAGAAAGUUCGUAAUCCAGAGACUGAUAUUCGCUGGUAUUAUCCUCGAUUUAGUGGUAAUCCACAUUCAGUUUUUGAUGUUCAGAACUUCAUACUACAAAUGUUUAUAGGCGUUCAUCGCAGUGCCAGCAUAAGUAGAAUUUACCACCAUUUUACGACAGCCAUAGAUACGCGAAAUAUUAAUGUAGUGUUUAAUUCAGUAAAGGACACAAUACUGCAGCGUAAUUUAAACGCUCUUAUGCUUCAGUAGCUGUAAUUAAAUAAUAAAAACAUGAAUAUAUUGUUUAUGUAUUAUAUAUAUUCUUAAAAAGCGAA
Drosophila eugracilis is the source of this 1764-nucleotide messenger RNA. It is a transcript of the gene cta, whose product is annotated as guanine nucleotide-binding protein subunit alpha homolog. Gene Ontology annotation, molecular function: D5 dopamine receptor binding; GTPase activity; G-protein beta/gamma-subunit complex binding. Bases 500 to 1699 code for a protein of 399 amino acids. The record is from RefSeq and is a predicted model, not a curated record. NCBI's taxonomy places the organism in Eukaryota, Metazoa, Arthropoda, Insecta, Diptera, Drosophilidae. Gene Ontology annotation, cellular component: heterotrimeric G-protein complex; brush border membrane. Gene Ontology annotation, biological process: Rho protein signal transduction; adenylate cyclase-modulating G protein-coupled receptor signaling pathway. The transcript has 7 exons.